Messenger RNA from Nematolebias whitei (Rio pearlfish), 966 nucleotides. Its product is annotated as isoaspartyl peptidase/L-asparaginase. The record is from RefSeq and is a predicted model, not a curated record. NCBI's taxonomy places the organism in Eukaryota, Metazoa, Chordata, Actinopteri, Cyprinodontiformes, Rivulidae. The coding region runs from base 1 to 966 and encodes 321 amino acids. Gene Ontology annotation, molecular function: asparaginase activity. The transcript has 7 exons.
AUGCAUGAUGAUGAGAAGGAGCCUCUUCCUCCAGCGGAGCAGGUGAGACAGACACUUGGAAGCAAACUAAACCCCGUCACAAACGUCCGCUCCUUCCUGGUGAUGCUGACUGGAGAACUGAGCCGUGACUCAGAGGUGCGAGUCCAUCUCCUCCGCCUCUGCCGCCUCUCCUCCUCUGCGCGCCACAGGGUCCGCAGCCCGCGCUCCUCCCCGCCCCUCGGACAUGGAGCAACACUGAACGUUGACGGAGAAGUGGAGCUGGACGCCAUUAUCAUGGAUGGAAAGACACUUUCCUGUGGUGCAGUGUCUUCAGUAAAGAACAUCGCUAACCCUGUAACACUGGCAAGGGCGGUGAUGGACAAGACGUCCCAUGUCAUGCUGUCAGGCAAGGGUGCAAGCCUGUUUGCAGAGAGCAUCGGUGUCAGCACGGUUCCCACUGACUCGCUGGUGACUGAGUAUGAAAAGAGAGAAUGGGAGAAGCACAAGCAUUACAUGACAGAAGUCAUGGAAUAUUUCAACUCUCAGUGGGUUCAUGAUACCGUUGGGGCGGUGGCUGUGGACUGUGCCGGCAACGUUGCAUGCGCAACGUCAACUGGAGGCAUCAGAAAUAAAAUGGUCGGCAGAGUAGGAGACUCUCCUGUCAUUGGCUGCGGAGGAUAUGCAGACAACUUCAGUGGUGCCGUAUCGUGCACAGGCCACGGAGAAUCUAUUCUGAAAGUGACUCUAGCCAGGCUCAUUAUUUGGCACAUCGAACAAGGUAAAUCUUUGGCAGAAGCCUCCCAGCUGUCUCUGCAGCACAUGGGUGAUCGAGUCCGGGGAGUGGGAGGAGCAGUGGUAGUUUCUCCGUCGGGGAAGUGGGCCGCCACAUUUACCUCUCAACGAAUGGCUUGGGCUGCUGCGGAACAGGAUGUCCUGUGGUUUGGAUUAAACCCAAAUGAGACACUGAAAGGGAAAUUGUCCCAGUAG